This is a messenger RNA of Paramuricea clavata, 3253 nucleotides long. Lineage: Eukaryota; Metazoa; Cnidaria; Anthozoa; Malacalcyonacea; Plexauridae. The record is from the annotation of a GenBank genome assembly.
GCCCGAAGCACUGGAAGCAGUGGAAGGAGUAUCAAGAAAUUCGGAUAAUUCUGUCGAUGAAUUAAACGAUCAUCUAGAUGAAGAUCAUGAAGUUGCAGUGAACUUGGAAAUGGACUCUGAUAUGGUAAUGAUAGUAUUCUUUAAAACUUUCGUUUUCAACUUUUCAUAGAUAAGCCCAUCGAGAACUAGGAAAGGCUACCUCGUGAAUUUUCUUUCUAAUUGCCAUUGUCCUAAUUUCCUACUGUCUGCUGAAAUAACAAAAUUUCAAAAUUAAUAUUUUCAUUUUACGAGUGCGUCAGCGACGAGGAAGAAGGUCAACCACUGCUUAAAAGAAUGAAUAGUUUACCUCCCAGAAAGCAAAGAAAAAAGGCAAGAGCACCUCCCGUAUUUCCUAAAAAAUGGCUUUCCAAUCCUAAAUAUAAAGAAUGGCUACGUUAUGAUGUGCAACAUAACACAAUGUGGUGUGAUUUUUGUCGAAGUAACAAGAUAUGUGGAGUGUGGGCUGAGCAAGGAACACAAAACUUCAGGUGAUUAUAUUUCCAUCUGGCAAAAAACGUACGAAUCCAACAUUUUUUUUAAAAUUUUAGUUACUUUCUCAACAAAUUACAGGAAAAAAACUCUUCUUGUCCACAUGGCUAGCAAUGAUCAUGCAAGAUUUGCAUUGGCCCGUAAUCCAGCGCAAUCCACAGUGGUGAAAACCAGGGAAAAAAUGAAAAAACAGGAAGCGCGUUCUUAUAAAUCAGCUUUAAGAACAGUCUACUGGAUUUCUAGUGAGGAAAUUCCUAACUGCAAAUAUCCAAGCCUUCUUCAGUUCCAACGUAAGCAGGGUGUCAAGGACAUCAUUCAAAUGAAUCGAGGAAAGAAUUGUAAAAAGGAAAGUCCAGAAUCCUUUCACGAGCUCCUCCACUCAUUAAGUGAAGUAUGUAAUAGUUUUUUUCAGUUAGUAGUUAUAUUGUUAAUUAAUGUUGUGGAGUCAAAUUAUAUAUUGUAUGGAAUUACAGGUUUUCCAGAGAAAAAUGCUCAACCACCUUAAUUCUUCGCCCUUCAUUGGCCUUGGUAUCGAUGAGUCCACAGAUAGGUCACAGGAAAAGCAUAUAGCUGCUGUAGUUAGAUAUGUCGACUCCAACGAAACGAAGAUCAAGACCUCAUUUCUUAAAUUAUCAGUUAUUACAAGCGGCACUGCUCCAGCAAUUGUUGAAGCUGUCAAGAAAAUCCUAGGAGAUUUUAGCAUUCCUGUGAACAAGGUACAUUACAUUUACAUAAUUGAAAUGAGUACUCAGGAAAUAUUUGACCAGAGAUUAGUGAUCUCUUAUUAAUAAUAUUUAAAAAGAUUAUGAAGUACAGUUGUGAAUUUAUACAACAUUAAUACAUUCUAUAGCUCACAGGUUUAGGUAUAGAUGGAGCAUCUGUGAUGGCAAGUGAUAUGAAUGGUGUAUUGGGACUUCUGCAGCGAGAGAACCCAUUUCUAAUUGGUAUUCACUGCAUUAACCACAGACUUCACCUUGCUGUUUCCAAGGCAGCAAAAGAUAUAAAGAAUGUGAAUACACUAUCCACUAUACUCAGCACUAUUUACCAGCAUGUGAACAACUCACCUAACAGGCUUCAAAAGUUUAAAAAUUUGGCUGAUGUGCUAGGUGCGAUUAAUCAUGACAAUGCACCUGAAGAAGGAAACGAGAACAUUGCACCAUCCUUAAAGUAUCUAAAGUUCAAGCGAGUAAGAAUUAAUAUAGAUGAAUAUUAUGAAUUAAUAUAGCAGAUCCUGGAGCAUUGAAGAGGGAAACUGGAUGAUUAACUUGUUUUCUUUUCAGAUUUUUGAUAUAAGGUGGUUGUCUGUUGGGGAAGCAGUAAAGGCAGUGAUUCAUAAUUACCAACCCCUGCUUAUUCUGCUUGAAGAAGAAGCUGCUAACGAUGAACCUACUUCGAUGGGACUUUUGGAAAAGCUAUCCUCGUAUAAAUAUGUAGCUCUACUCCAUCUCUUGGGUGACGUCGUGGGAGCUACAAAUCACCUCUGCAGAAUUUUUCAGUAUCGAGAUAUUUCAUUUUCUACAUUGCAAAGUCAGGUACUCUAACUAAAAUUUAUAAAGUUGUUACUAUAAUUCAUAAGAGACUAACUAAGAUGAAUAAAUAUCAAUUUAAUUACUUUAGCUACCAAUAUUUGUCGAGACUUUACAAGAUAUGAAGAAUCAACCUGGAAAGUAUCUUCAGAUGUUUCUUGAGUGUGUGGAAGAAGGAUCUGACGAGAUAAUUUUUGAAGGAGUUCACCUAAAAACUAAUCCUCAUCGAAACGAAAGAAUGAAUCAGUUGGAAGAGUUUGAGACAGACAGGCAAGCAUUCAUUGAUGCCCUGGUAAACAACAUCACAUCAAGGUUCCCCAAUGUUCAACUACUUUCUGCUUUUCAGGUAGUUAAUAUCAAUCAUUGUAAAAAAAAUAGUUUUUUAGUUCAGUAUAUUUUUAGUAUACAUAUAUAUGUAGUAUAAGGUGGACAAAAAGCCUUAGCAAGGUUAACAGCCCAAAUGUAAAUUGAAAAACGAAGUCAAAUAGAAAAACAGUUAAUCAGCUUUUAUUUAUUAUCCAGCAUCCCGUAGUAUCUAGUGUCUCAUUAUUUUAUAGAUAUUUGAUCCUUCUGCUUACCCAGAAAACCUUCAGCAACUCGCAGGAUGGGGUUAUGACCAUCUCAAAAACCUGCUCGAUUUCUAUGGCGAACCUAAGCGUUUGGAGAAUCAAGUCAUCCAGGCUUUGGUGAAACCAGAAGCUGCGGAAGAAGAGUUCCUGUUUUUCAAACGGCUUGUUUACCAAAACAGGGGAGAAGAUCGAAACGAAAAUGAGCAGCUGAAGUUCUGUUUUUACAAACCGCAAGAAUUAUUUACUAAGCUAUUUGGUGGUGGCAAUGUAGACAACAAAAUGAUCUAUCCACGUACGUUUAUUCCAUUAGCAUCAUAUUAAAUUCCUAAAUCCUAGAAACAGUUUACUAAUACUACCAGUUGCCAUAUAAUGUGAAUACAAUGUUUGCUCUUCCCUUCUCUAGAAAUAUACAAGCUUAUGGUCUUGACCUUGACAACGAUGCCUUCAAAUGCAGAGGCUGAACGUGUAUUUAGCGUUCAGAACAGAGUCAAAACCAAGCUGAGAACAAGGCUUGGGAUAAAUAUACUGGACGAGCUUGUGAGAGUGUCAUAUUCUAAGACAUCAGGAGAGUCCCUUGAUUUAGAUACUGCUUUAGCUAUAUUUAACGAGAAGCCACACAGGUGGUACUAG